Messenger RNA from Branchiostoma belcheri (Belcher's lancelet), 1324 nucleotides. Its product is annotated as tropomyosin-like. NCBI's taxonomy places the organism in Eukaryota, Metazoa, Chordata, Leptocardii, Amphioxiformes, Branchiostomatidae. Bases 110 to 1303 code for a protein of 397 amino acids. Gene Ontology annotation, biological process: protein ubiquitination; ubiquitin-dependent protein catabolic process. The record is from RefSeq and is a predicted model, not a curated record. The transcript has 2 exons. Gene Ontology annotation, molecular function: ubiquitin protein ligase activity.
AGACAGUCUGUCGUGCUUGAGAAGAGACAGUCGUAUGUUACACAGGUGAGGGCUCGGAACGUCGAGCAACUUGUUUGGUUUGUUUACCACUGACCCCACUCCUUAAAGUAUGGCCGUGCUCGUAUCAACAGUUACGGCGUUCCUCAUUGCCGCUUUAAUAGGCUGGGCUCUCUCGCUUCUUAGGAGGGAAAAAGAAGGAAGGGUUGCUUUAAAUACAGCUUUGCAAGAGAGGGAAGCAUUUAGAAGUCGGCUAGAAGAGUUAGAGGUUGAGAACAAGACCUUACGUGAGGAUAAAGAGGAGAGUGACAGGUGUAGUUGGGAACAGGUUCAAUGUUUGCAGGACAAACUGGAGGAAACGGAGCGCAGAGCGGCGCAGUAUGGCAGGGAGCUGGACGGCAUGGCCGCUCUGUCGGACGAGCUGGCGGUCUUGAAAAGUCAACACCGGCAGCUACAGGGCAGGGUUACAAAGCAGGGGAGAGGCGUGUCGGCGUUCCGCGGGAUCGGCCGCGUGGUCACAUGCGACCUGCUGCGAGACAAGGCCGGUCUGGCCGAGAGAGUGAAAGAACUGUCGCGAGCAGUCGCCGAAAGGGAGGAAGAGCUCGGUAACGUUCGGGAGGAGGUCGGGAAGUUUCGUGCCACGGAGGUGGAACGUCGGCGCCUCCUCGAAGAAGAGAUAUCCGACUUUCAAGACAAGCUAGACACGAUGUUUAGAGACAAGAAACGUCUCGAAACUCAAGUCCAACGUCUUAAAUUCGAACUAGAUGAAGCCAAGACGAGCGAGCAAGACUUGGAAAGCCAAGCGGAGAGCCUGAGACGAGAACUGACGAAGGAAAAACAGCAGAGCACGGAAGAAAUCCACUCGCGUCUGAAGGAAGCGAACGACUCGAACGAGCGGCUGACGAACUACUGCCUGCACCUGAAGCGGCGCAUCGGGCGUCUGAACGACCGGGCGAAACAGGCGGAGCAACAGCACAGGGAGUCGGCUCAACGUUGCGACGAACUGUACCGGUCUUCCCUCAGUCUCCAAUCCCACGUGGAGGCUCACAACAGCGACGCAGCGAGGGUGGAAGAGCUACAAGCAGAAAACGAGCGUCUAGCGGAUGAGGUGGAAAAAGCGAUGGAGUGGCGGCUGUGUUCGUUGUGUGGGGUGAACGAGCGGGCGGUGGUCACCUUACCGUGUUGUCAUUUCGCGAUGUGCCGGCAGUGCCACGGCAAGCUGCCAGGGGGCUCUGCUCUCACGCGCCAACAGUGCCCGUACUGCAAGCGCGGCAUCAAGAAGACACUAGACGUGUACGUAGUUUAGAAACUGACACUUGUCACUUAG